Hemibagrus wyckioides is the source of this 4474-nucleotide messenger RNA. RefSeq names its product protein kinase N2a (gene pkn2a). Gene Ontology annotation, molecular function: small GTPase binding; protein serine/threonine kinase activity; ATP binding. Gene Ontology annotation, biological process: protein phosphorylation; signal transduction. The transcript is spliced from 22 exons. Bases 279 to 3194 code for a protein of 971 amino acids. NCBI's taxonomy places the organism in Eukaryota, Metazoa, Chordata, Actinopteri, Siluriformes, Bagridae. The record is from RefSeq and is a predicted model, not a curated record.
ACAUGUACGGGACAACAGCUUCUCCUCAGCAGUUUGUGUGCGGGUUCUACACGCUGUUCUCCAGGAGAACCCUCUGACUAGAGGAUUUUCACGCUUACGCAAUGGGACACUGUUUAUAUCCGGGACUCGGCGUGUUUAUUUCAGGGAAUAUAGGCUAGUCUUGGGGUUUAAGAGUAAAAACAGGGUGUUGUUGUUGCUGGUGUUUUUUGUUUUUUUUUACCCCUCUCACCUCCUUUCCCCACACUGCUCCACAGUUGGAGCUGGAUUUGGAGGCCAAGAUGGCCGCUGAUCCCAUGCAGGGUCACAUGGUGUCAGAUCAUCUAGGCCUGGGUCAUCACCUGGACCUGUCAGACACCAUGGUGCAGCAGAAGCUGGACGAGAUCCGUGAGCAGAUCAAGCGCGAGAUCCGUAAAGAGCUGAAGAUCAAGGAGGGAGCGGAGAACCUGCGGCGCGUCACCACAGACAAAAAGAGGCUGGCCUACGUGGACACCAUGCUGAAGAAGAGCAACAAGAAGGUGGAGGAGCUGCACCAGGAUCUGCAGGAGCUCAACGCUCACAUCGUGGUCAAGGAUCCUGAAGAGCUUCUGUUAGAAUGCCCUCUGACCCCAGACACACCGAACAGCGAGAGCCGCCUGGCAGCGCUGAAGAAACAGAUCCACAUCGAGCUGAAGGUGAAGCAGGGAGCGGAGAACAUGAUCCAGAUGUAUUCCAACGGCUCAUCCAAGGAUCGGAAGCUCCUGGCUGCUGCACAGCAGAUGCUUCAGGACAGUAAGAUGAAGAUCGAGUUCAUCAGGAUGCAGAUUCUGAAAGCCAGUCAGAGUCACGAGCUCAGCUUCGACACUCAGCACCUCAUCGAGAAGCCUAUUAUCAGCCCUCUGGAUCUGCGGGUGGAGGAAUUAUGUCAUCAUGCUCGUAUCGAGCACGCUGUGGCUGAGGGAGCAAAGAACGUCAUGAAGCUGCUCGGAACGGGCAAACUGGCUGAGAAGAAGAUUCACUCAGAGGCUCAGGCUCGCUUUAAUGAGUCCAGUCAGAAGUUGGAUCUGUUGAAGUUGUCGUUAGAGCAGCGUCUGACCGAACUCCCGCCUCAGCACCCGAAGAGCAGCGUGAUCAUGGAGGAGCUGGUGUUCAUGAGCUCUGCCUCUCUGAGCCCCAGACACAGCCUCGUGUCCACACACACACCAUCACCCUACAGCACUCUGGCCAAACCUGCUGCCCUCACCGGAACGUUAGAUGUCCGGCUGAUGGGAUGUCAGGAUCUGCUGGAGAACGUUCCGGGUCGCUCGAAAGCCGUGACGGCAUCUCUGCCCAGCUGGAGCCCCAGCGACACGCGCUCGUCUUUCAUGAGCCGCCACAGUCGCAGCCGCAGCCUCUCCAAAACGGACGAGCUCUCCAAUGAGAUCAGUGCUGUGUUGAAGCUGGAUAACACCGUCGUGGGCCAGACGAGCUGGAAACCCGUCAGUAAUCAGUCGUGGGAUCAGAAGUUUACACUCGAGCUAGAUCGGUCUCGUGAGCUGGAGAUCUCGGUGUACUGGAGGGACUGGCGUUCUCUUUGUGCUGUGAAGUUCCUCAGGCUGGAGGAUUUCCUGGAUAACCAGCGUCACGGGAUGUGUCUGUACCUGGAGCCUCAGGGGACGCUGUUCGCCGAGGUGACAUUCUUUAACCCUGUGAUCGAGAGGAGAACCAAGCUGAGGAGACAGAAGAAGAUUUUCUCCAGGCAGCAAGGGAAGACGUUUGUCAGGGCUCCACAGGUGAACAUGAACAUGGCGACGUGGGGACGACUGCGCAGAGCGAUUCCCUCCAUCAGCAACUCGUUCAGCCCACAGAGCGGCGCAGAGCAGGGGACAGAACUGGGGCGCAGGGUUCAUCCACACACACACACUCUGACCAGUGAGUCAGCGGUCACUAAGCUGGACUUCGAUAAAGACGCCAGGUCGGGCUGUAAGAGCUACUCGCUGAGCCGAGUCAGAGAAACACUACAGGAUGAGAAGAUCCACAAAGAACAAGUGCAGGAUGCUCUGAGAUCGUUCGACUUCCUGAACAACGUGAACAGCGUAGUGGGAUCCCCUGAGCUCAAGCACACCUCCGAGGAGGAGCUGCAGAUGGAAACGCCCAGGCUGGAGCUCAUCGCUGUACAGAAACACAGAGAGAUCAGGGACGAGGAAGAGGAUGAUGAAGAAGAGGAGCAGUUCCACUUCAGCCUCAGAAACUUUAAAUGUAUAGCAGUGUUAGGACGUGGCCAUUUUGGAAAGGUGUUGCUAGCCGAGUACAGCAUCACAGGAGAAAUGUUCGCCAUCAAGGCCUUGAAGAAAAGAGACAUUGUGGCUCGUGAUGAAGUAGACAGCCUCAUGUGUGAGAAGAGGAUCUUCGAGACGGUGAACAGCGUUCGGCACCCAUUCCUCGUCAACCUGUUCGCCUGCUUCCAGACUAAAGAGCAUGUGUGUUUUGUGAUGGAGUAUGCAGCAGGAGGAGACCUCAUGAUGCACAUCCACGCUGACGUCUUCUCAGAAGCACGUGCCAUGUUUUACGCAGCUUGUGUGGUCUUAGGGUUGCAGUUUUUACACGAACACAGGAUUGUGUACAGAGAUCUGAAGCUGGAUAAUUUACUGCUGGACACGGAGGGAUAUGUGAAAAUCGCAGACUUCGGUCUUUGUAAAGAAGGAAUGGGCUUUAGGGAUAGGACGAGUACUUUCUGUGGCACACCUGAGUUCCUGGCCCCUGAGGUGCUCACGGAGACGUCAUACACCCGUGCUGUGGACUGGUGGGGGCUCGGAGUGCUCAUCUUUGAGAUGCUGGUCGGCGAGUCUCCGUUUCCCGGUGAUGACGAAGAGGAGGUUUUUGACAGCAUCGUGAACGACGAGGUGCGCUACCCAAGGUUCCUCUCCACCGAGUCCAUCUCCAUCAUGAGGAGGUUGUUGAGGCGGAAUCCCGAGCGGCGUCUGGGAGGAGGAGAGCGUGACGCUGAGGAGGUCAAGAAGCAUCUGUUCUUCCGUAGCAUCGACUGGAGCAGACUGCUGGCGCGGAAAAUGAAGCCUCCAUUCGUGCCGUCGAUCCACGGAGCGAGCGACGUCAGCAACUUCGACGACGAGUUCACAUCAGAGGCGCCGGUGUUCACCCCGCCCAGAGAUGCACGCCCACUGAGCCGGGAGGAGCAGGAGAUGUUCGCUGACUUCGACUACAUCGCUGACUGGUGUUAGCGGCCGCUCACACACGCAUGCUAGCUCACACGGACCUCAUUAUUAACCACUGUGAACACGGCUCCGCUUCCACUUCCUGUUCCUCUCUCGCACACAAGACGCUUUUACUCCAGCUAGAACCUUCUCCUGGAGAUGCUGCAUGGAGCAGGAUUUAAAGAAACGCACUCUCUCUCUUUACGAAGGAGGACACGAGUCCCGCCCACCUUCAUGGUCACUUCCUGAAGGGAAGGAAACGCUGAGACUUUAUGGUUUCCACGGUAACAAUACUGAAUACCGUGAUAAAUGUGCAGGAGUGUAUUUACCACUACAGGCUCCGCCCACUCCUCCUUAACGGCCACGUUACUACACCGUGACAAGCUACGUACGCUACACACGUCCUGAUUUCGCUAAGAUGCCACACAUCCGCGUUCACAAGUCAGCUAGCCACUUCACGUGAAAUAAAUCACCCAUGGUUAUAAUAACGUAAUAAACUCAAAUCUAAUGUUACUAGCGAAUUUAGUGAUUGAUCAAUUCUGUAAUAUUUAGCCGAACGUUUGCUAGCUUUGUAAUGAAUUUGUUGUAAAACAUUAGCUACUUUGCAGUAGAACUUUUGGCUUGUGAUUAACAAUUUACCCAAGAUCAUUACUAGCAUAGCUAGUAGAUUUGAUUUUUAGUUAGCCCUUUGUUGUUAGCUAUUUAUUUUUAAUUACAUGCAAAAUUUUGGCUAAUGCUAGCCAUAUUUGUUUAGAUUACAUACAAAAUAGUUGUAUGUAUGAUUCUAUAUUUGUUAUUUACCAGUGCACUAUAUAGAAAUAAUCCCUUAAAGUAUCCAGAUGUGUCAAAAUGCACUGCUGCAGGUUGGAAUCUGAUUGUCAUAAUCUGGCGCCUAUAAAGCACCCAAGCUAAUACGUAGUAUGCUAGCUAGUAAAUUUAGCUAGCUAGUACUGAAACAUUAACGCCGCAUGUUAGAGGGCUAAUGUUAACCCGUUGCUGCAUUGAGCUUAGCUUCCAAAAUGAAUAUAACGUCACUCGUUGAUGCAGAAACGCAAGGCGCUAAGCGAAAUCAGGACGUCGGUAACGGGAUGCAGCGAUUCCGCUCCAUAAUGAUGGACACGACUCGCCACUGUAGGGUCAUUCGCCAUAGCAUGCAGCUGUGAGUUCACUCCAGAUGGUAGGAUUAAAGGACAAUAUUGUAUGUUAAUGUAACGUUUUAAGCAAAUACACAAAAAAUAUAAUGUUUUGAUGAUACUGUGAAUGUGCACCAAGUCGACAAGAACGAUCAUGUACGGGGUAGAAUGGGG